Messenger RNA from Aspergillus pseudoviridinutans, 945 nucleotides. RefSeq lists its product as uncharacterized. Bases 1 to 945 code for a protein of 314 amino acids. The record is from RefSeq and is a predicted model, not a curated record. Lineage: Eukaryota; Fungi; Ascomycota; Eurotiomycetes; Eurotiales; Aspergillaceae. The transcript has a single exon.
AUGAAGCACUUCAGGUACGCUAAGGGCUUCAAUGCCAUUCUUUCCCGCCGGAUGGAGGCAAUCGACCGUCUAACAGUGAGCAGUAUUGGAAACUUUCUCGACAACGAAAGCCUUCAUCAAAUCCUUCAGAGGGUGGCAGACCUCCCGGCUCUCCAAGAGUUGAAAGUGUGGUGUAGUCAACCGGUUGCCUGGAGACACGAUUGGAACUUCCAAAAUCUUCGUUAUCUGGCGAUUAAAGGCUUCGGGUGCGAGCGAGGAACUUUGAAUCUUCCAAGCUUUCCUACUCUUCUAGACCUUCGGAUCUCCUUUGGCGAAGCAAAUGAAUUGCCUGAUCCGAUGGAAUUUCGCGCCUUCGUGGAUUUGUCUCGUCUGCCCUGUCUCACAUCCCUCGAAAUUAAAGGGGUUAUUGAUGCAAAGAUUGACGACCGGCUAACUUUUCGUGGUGUUACAAAGUCGUUACGAAGGUUCACCGCCAAAUACAUGAACGGCUGGACAUUCUGGGAUGCUUGGAAAUGUAUGAAUGGGAGUCUCGAAGAAAUACGACUUCAAACUUCAAGGGAGAGCGGCCGUCCUUCCACAGAGCUGAAUUUCCCACGCCUAAAGACGCUCGAACUGGAAAACUCCUUGGACUGUCUUCCUCUUCGUAAUAUCGGAUUGCCGGUCUUGACCCAGAUCGACCUCAAAUUGGGCCCUGGGGACUUUUACGAUCUUCAACACCAUCUAUCGUCGUCAAUUUCAGUGUUACAGAAGCUACCAAUCAGCCUUAACCUCAUGCAUGAUGAGAUUUGUUUUGAUAAUUAUUGGCCAACAUUAUUGGAUAGCCAAGACCUAGAAACCCUCGCCCAGCUGAUAUCUCUGUCGAACGUAAGGCUUGGGGAAGACGGAAACACGAUUCUGGACAUGUUGUCGUCCUGGAUCGUAAAUUCGGAGCUGCCUGAUCUAUAA